This is a messenger RNA of Tilletiaria anomala UBC 951, 5410 nucleotides long. RefSeq lists its product as uncharacterized. NCBI's taxonomy places the organism in Eukaryota, Fungi, Basidiomycota, Exobasidiomycetes, Georgefischeriales, Tilletiariaceae. The record is from RefSeq and is a predicted model, not a curated record. Gene Ontology annotation, molecular function: protein binding; guanyl-nucleotide exchange factor activity. The coding region runs from base 331 to 5298 and encodes 1655 amino acids. Gene Ontology annotation, biological process: Ras protein signal transduction; positive regulation of GTPase activity. The transcript has 6 exons. Gene Ontology annotation, cellular component: plasma membrane.
ACGAACACAAGGAGAAGCGCAGCGGACAGCAAACGCGUGCACAUUUGGAGGGGAAAAGAUUCACAUGAUGCCCAGAGCAACCAACGCUAAGUGAAACAAAACGGCGUUGGGGCUUCUUUCGAAAGUCGGAAAACAACUUCUUGCGGACGCGCAUCUUCCCUCUGGAUCUAAUGGACUGACCAAGGCACAGGCAAUCACUCCUGCAUCCACCGCAUACACGUAACGCGGUGGCUUGUGGCUUGCUAAUGGACUUACCACAGCACACCGAGCAGCAGCGAGCACAACCGGCCUUGCGAUACGAACUACUAGCGCGCAUUUGAUAGCUCGCGCAUGGGACGCAGAGGGAUGACAGUCAUAACAGACGCGAAUGAAUACAGCGGCGCCGGCAGCGAAGACGUCAGCAGGAUGGACGUCGAUGGCGAGGAGAGCGUCUCCUUCUUCGUGCGCGCUCUGUACGACUUUUCAUCCGAAGACUCGUCAUCGCUCUCCUUUCGCAAGGGCGCUCUGAUCGAAGUUCUGACGCAGCUCGAGAGCGGAUGGUGGGACGGCCUGCUUGGGAACGAUGUCCGGGGCUGGUUCCCCAGCAAUUAUGUUGAGAUCAUUAGCGACGAAGAGGCAGAGCGGGAGCUUCGUGCGCGCGCUCAGCACCUGAUGCAGAAGAGCGCAGAGGCGCAAGGCACUGCCAAGUCUGCUAGCGCUUCAACUGCAACUUCCUCUUCACUAUCGGCAUCGUCGGAGGCCAACAUGCUGAACCAUCAGGGCAGCGGAGGGUCUAGCGGCACGCUCGACUACAGCUCGCUUAGCGCGAUCAGCACGUCCGGUUUUGAUGGUCUCGGCCUCGGACGCGACCUCGAUACUCUGCGCGCCCUCAUGUCUGGGGAAGGCCUCUCUUCGUCCGGGCACGGGGACGCGUUCGAGGAGCUGGCGGAAGCUGCCAUGUCCUCGGGCAAGCACCACUCCGGCAGGCGCAGCCGCAACGGCAGCAGGACGCGGCGAGAGAACGGCCGCGGUGGCGGUGGAAGUGGCGACGACGCCAAUGGCGCGGGUAGCAGCGAAGGAGAGCAGGACAGCUCCAGCACGACGACGAUCGAAGAUCGGCUCAGUGCGGGCGAAAGGAGCCGUGUGCAGAGCCGCAACGGCUCGCUCAGCAAGCGUGGGAACGCGCGCAAUGGCGAGUCCAGGCGCCAGUCGAUAUCACAGGAAGCAUUGAACAGUCGUGCGUCUUCGGUGCAACAUCGGCCCAGAGCGGCGACAGACUUGGGAACGCGACUUGGCAUGCCAGGGGCAACUUCUCGCGAUCAACCCGUGGAAGAGUACGGCACGCCCAACACGCACGUCUCCAGCAGCGACGAAGAUGGAGCCUGGACGGCGGCUGGUACCUCCGCGGUCGCCUCUCCACCCUCGGCAGCCGGGCUGUCCGCCUCGCUCGUACGGCCGCUCAAGGUGACGCGGCGUUUGCCAGACGAUGAUCGACACGCCUCGCCAAAUCUCACGCAUCCGCCCGAUUCUCUCUGCACUCGUCAAUCUCGCUCCAACACAACCGAAUCAAACACGUCCAAGCUCUCUUCUGGGCUGAUCAGCAUUGGCAGCAAGGCGACCAGUUCCACAACGGGCACGCUUCCCUCAAUGCUGGAUGUCCCGCCCGGCAAUGCUAUCGACUACUUGCCAGCAGAUGCAGGUGACAUCAAAUAUCCCUGGCUCGUUCGCCUCACAGAUGACGAGCAGACGUUCUUCUACUACAACAUCGAUACAAAAGAAACCCGAUGGGACUUGCCGUCUGCUUCUGCUACAGGCUCGGACGCGAAAAAGUUUGAUGCGACGACGGCAAGUUUCCGCGAUUCCAUCCGCCGUCCGAGCGCCAUCACGCUGGGGUCGUUCGAAUCAGACGAUUCGGACGCGGAUUCGCUCCUGCACAAUUUGCGUGCACCAGGUAAGUCGCCGCACAAGCUUUUGGCCGCGCAGGGCGCGCGCAGUGGGAUGGCCGCUGCGCCAUACGCUGCUAUCGGAAGCGCCGGCAAGCGGCUUGCCGAGCCCAAGGCCCUGCUGGAUGCGCCGCCGGCUCUGCUCAAGGAGGCGGAGCAGGCUGCGAGUUUGCAAUACGCGCUCCAGCCGCGGGAGAACCUCGUCGUACUGCUUGCCGGGCUGCAGGAGUCGAUGGCGGAAAGCAUGAGCAAGGUCAUGUCCAUAAUCUCCGAAUUCGGCACUCGGUCCAAGACAGAAGGCGACCUUGUCGGCGCGGAACUGUCCAGCGCCGUCGCUUCUACGUUGCAGUCUGUCCGAGCGCUACUGUACUCGGCUGGCGGCAUGGCCUUGACGCCUGAAGAUCUGGAGAACGUUACCGAUUAUGACAUUAGCAAUACCACCUAUGCGCAUUGUUUCCCAGCCCCAGACCUCGCGUUGGCGCAGUACAUUGUCGGCCCCCAGAUCUCCGCGCUAAACAACAGCGCUGAUACCAAGACGCAGUCUCCGAAGCUCAUCCAGCCUUCGCUCAAGGGAACCAGUCGAAAGGUGAUCCAGUCGCUCUCCAAGCUGAUUCUCUCUUCGCGAACCCUCAUCGAGUUCAACAAACUUGACGCGGCGCACACCCCUGUCGACCUUGAGUCGGCGCAGAUCUUGGUGUACAGGAUGGAGCAGCGGAGGCAGCGCGUGAGAGAAGACGCAACGGAUCUGCUGCGAGCUGCAAGCACACUCUCUGCAGAACUGGACAAGCACAGAGGCGCGGCCGCGCAAACUGGGUCGAGCCUGAACUGGCCACGACGGCUUGAUGGGAUCCUCAAGAGCGGGGAAGGCGCAGCCGGCGUGGGUCCCGAAUCUUUGAGCGGCGGAUCAGCCGCAUCGUGGCGAGGAAGCGGUUUUGUACUGCCUUCGGCAAGGGAGACAGCAGCGCUGCGAGCGGAUGCAAUAGGGCACUUCACCAAUCCUUUCGAUCUCACACCCGAAACAAGGUCGCUGCUUCAAUCGGGUCGGACAGCGCUUCGUCGACGGCCGAACCAGCAACUCUCGCCGCGCAAUGUUGCCGAAGUGCUGCAGCCCCAGCACGAUGACUUGCGCCUCCAAUUUCUCGGCCUUCGAAAUCUCCUGCGCACAGGCUCACUGACUGCAUCCACACCGGAACGAUCCGAGACGCCGAAGCCUCUCAAUCAUGAGCAGAGCUUGGCUGACAAUCGCAUUGACUCGCCGCCGCUUUCGAGCGAUUUGCUCGGGCAGGCCGAAGUGGUGCUUCAGCGCGUAGGUACCUACCUCGGUCUGCUGGAAGAUAUCGAUCUCGCGAGCACGCUCGACUUUGACGGACCUGGCAAGACAGGCCUCGAUCCAUCAGAUCUCUCUGACAAUCUGGUCCUCAAAGCAAGAACUCUCGCGCAAGAGUUUGCACAGGCCAAGCAAGAUCUGUUCGACGCCGCGUCUGAGAUUCUAGUGGAUGCACAGGACGCUGUCUCCUCAACCUUCAAAGCAACAAUCGAGCAAGAGACUGCACAGGGCAUCCUCAAUCGCGUCGAUGCGCUCUUGCUGUCAAGCGGCGAUGUGCAGGAUCUACUUCAGCAGCUGCUGCAAGUUGCUACUGAGCAGCAGUCAUGCGGGCAUGCAAAGAUUGGGGCGAGAGCCAAGGUGUACGGCGUCGUUGAUCUUCCAGCGCCCGCUCUCUCAGCCGCAGCGUCCACCGAGCAACUCACAGAAGCCUCAGUCGAUGACGGGGCAGCUGGAGAUGAUGGACGCGGCGGCGUGCUCUACUCCGGGCCUGGGGUUGCUGGGCCCGACAAAUCACCCGGUGACAAUCGAUAUUUGGCUUCACGACCUAGCCUUGCCAACCGAGGCCGUUCAUCCUCGACAGCUGCGUCAGCAUUGGCGAAUCGACGAAAAGAUUCGCAGGGCCUCGACAAGGACGGGGACUUCAAGUCGCCACUAUCUGACAAGAUUAAGAAAUUCUUUGGCGACGAGCCCAGCUCCAAGGAACUCGAAGCGACGGCUACGGCAAAACGCGUCGAGGCGGAUCCCUGGUUCCUCGAAGUCGACUACUCGCCCGAUGAUAUUGUCAUGAACAGCGAUGGUCAAGUCAAGGGUGCCACGUUAGGUGCUUUGAUGGAGCGUUUGACCAUGCACAAGAAUUUCGAUGCCAACUUCAACAAUACCUUUCUGCUGACCUAUCGCUCGUUCACCACAACGCACGAGCUCCUCGACCUACUAUUCGCUCGCUUUCGCAUUGCCAUACCUUCAAGCCUCUCGGCGCUGGAGCAGGAGAUGUGGGUUGAAAAGAAGCAGCAACCUAUUCAGCUUCGAGUGUUCAACGUCCUCAAGUCUUGGCUUGAGACGUAUCUCUACGAAGGAGAGGACGAGAAGUACCUUGAACGCAUUCGAAGGUUUGCCGAGAACGAGAUGGCAGCAACGCCGUCGAUGGCGCUCGCGUCUAAGCAACUCGUGCGACUGAUCGAGAGGAGGCGAGGUGAUGGGGAGAUGCAGGUGCGGAAGAUGGUCAUGCCAAAUUCAGCACCACCGCCGGUGCUACCAAAGAACUUGCGAAAGAUCAAGUUUUUAGACAUAGAUCCCCUGGAGAUGGCGCGUCAGCUCACACUCCUCGACAGCACCUUAUUUUGUCGCAUCAAACCUUUUGAGUGUUUGGACAAGAGUUGGUCCAAGAAGGAUGCAGACAAGCUAGCACCGGGCAUCAAAGACACCAUCAACACCAGCAACAGGAUUACCGGCUGGGUCGCUGAGGCCAUCUUGAUGCAAGAAGACCUAAAGAAGAGAGCACUAUGGGUUAGGCAGUUCAUUGCCAUCGCAGACCGAUGUCGAGCACUACAGAACUUUUCAACAAUGACAGCGAUCGUUUCUGGUCUCAAUUCUGCGCCAGUCUAUCGUCUGCGCCGAACGUGGGAUCAGGUGAAUCAAAAGCACGUCACAGUUCUUGAAUCUCUGAACAAGGUCAUGCAGUCGAGCAAAAACUUUGCCGACUAUCGGGAGAUGAUCCACAAACUCAACCCACCUUGUGUUCCUUUCCUCGGCGUGUACCUAACCGACUUGACAUUCAUUGAGGACGGUAAUCCUGAUCGGCUCAAGACGGAUGAGCGGCUCAUCAACUUUGGCAAGCGUCAGAAGACUGCAGAGGUCGUCAAGGAGAUCAUGAUCUACCAGAGCACUCCAUUCAAUUUGACGACAGUGCCAGGCAUUCAGAAGUUCAUCAAUGACAACCUGGUGGACACCCGCAGCGACAAUGAUCUGUAUCAACAGUCUCUGUUGCUCGAGCCAAGAGAACGAGACGACGAGAAAAUUGCUCGUCUGCUUCAGGAAAGCGGGUUUUUGUGAUGUACCGCUAACAACUCGGUCUGUCUCUCGUUGUACACCUUGCGCCUCGUUCACGAUCCGCCAUGUCCGUGUGUGUUCUUGCAUCGCAAGUCCACGCAUCACUCUCGUUCUA